CAUGGAGGAGCUCGAGCACACUUGCCCCCAUCCCCGGACGACUCUGACUAAGCCCGCCAUCUUUGCCAGGGAGAGCAGUUGUGACUGCCGCGCCCCUCAUGAGAAGCUCACCAUCGCUCAGGCCCGCAGAGGCACCCCAGUGGACCGGCCGGUCAGAGUCUACGCAGAUGGCAUCUUUGACCUUUUCCACUCUGGACACGCUCGUGCUCUCAUGCAGGCCAAGAACCUCUUUCCCAACACCUACCUUAUAGUAGGAGUGUGCAGUGAUGAGCUGACACAUAAGUACAAGGGUUUCACAGUCAUGACGGAGAUUGAACGUUACGAAGCAUUGAGACACUGCCGCUAUGUCGACGAGGUUUUGAGAGACGCACCCUGGACUCUGACACCAGAGUUCCUAGAGAAACACAAGAUCGAUUUCGUGGCUCACGAUGACAUCCCCUACUCCUCAGCAGGAAGUGAGGAUGUAUAUAAACACAUCAAGGAGGCAGGGAUGUUUGUGCCUACGCAACGGACAGAAGGAAUCUCAACAUCCGACUUGAUUACCAGGAUUGUCAGAGACUAUGAUGUCUACGCACGACGCAACCUCCAACGUGGCUACACGGCCAAGGAGCUUAACGUCAGCUACAUCAACGAGAAGAAGUACCGGCUGCAGAACCAAGUGGAUCGAAUGAAGGAGAAGGUUCGCACAGUCGAGGAGAAGAGCAAACAUUUUGUUUACCGUGUGGAGGAGAAGAGCCACGACCUCAUUCAGAAGUGGGAGGAGAAAUCCAGAGAGUUUAUUGGCAACUUCCUAGAACUGUUCGGACCUGAUGGGACUUGGAAACAGGUGUUUCAAGAACGCAGCGGACGAAUGCUGUCCUACGCUCUGUCACCCCGAGGGUCGCCCUGCAACAGUCCUCCCCGAGAACUCCCCCUGCGCUCCCCCUCACCCCCGUCUCCCCCCGCCCGCUGGCACAAUGCACGGCCCUCGCCCCCGACCUCCCCCAAAGGAGCGUCUGCCUCUAUAAGCAGCAUGAGUGAAGGUGAUGAAGAUGAGAAGUAA
Anoplopoma fimbria (sablefish) is the source of this 1042-nucleotide messenger RNA. Its product is annotated as choline-phosphate cytidylyltransferase B-like. Gene Ontology annotation, biological process: CDP-choline pathway. The record is from RefSeq and is a predicted model, not a curated record. NCBI's taxonomy places the organism in Eukaryota, Metazoa, Chordata, Actinopteri, Perciformes, Anoplopomatidae. Gene Ontology annotation, molecular function: phosphatidylcholine binding; choline-phosphate cytidylyltransferase activity.